AUGAAGGUCACCAACCACUCCGAUGUGCCCGUCUACACCAUCUCGGGCUCCGACACCGCCCGCCCGCUGCCCGAUUGGCUGGCCCGCAAGCGCAAGCGCAGCCUGAAGCAGGACGCCGAGUACGCCCAUCGCAUCGAGCUGCUGCAGGACUUCGAGUUCGAGGAGGCCAGCCAGUGCGUGCGCGCCAGCGAGGAUGGCGACUGGCUCAUGAGCACCGGCACCUACAAGCCGCAGAUCCAUACCCACUACCUGCCGCACCUGUCGCUGUCCUACGCCCGCCACACCAACACCAUCAACCAGACUUUUUUGCUGCUCUCCGAAGACUACACCAAGUCGCUGCACUUGCAGACCGAUCGCUUCCUCGAGUUCCACAACCCCGGCGGCCUCCACUAUACCACCCGUAUACCCCGCUAUGGCCGCGAUCUCAAGUACGACCGCCGCUCCACCGAGGCUCUCAUCCCCGCAGUCGGCGUCAAUGAGGAUGGCAUGGGCGAGGUCUUCCGUCUGAACCUGGAGCUUGGACGCUUUAUGAAGCAGUUUGAGAUUGACGUCGGUGGCGACGACUACACAAGCAUGGGCGGCGGAGCGUUGCAGGGUGGCAUCAAUACCGGCAGUGUCAAUGUUGCAGCAAUUGCUGAGGAGUCGCACAAUCUUCUGAGCUUCGGCACGUCAAUAGGCACAGUCGAGUUCUGGGAUCCCAGAUCGCGGAGCCGUGUUGGCAUACUCUCGCUUCCCCCGGACGCAUCGUAUGGUGACGAGAAGGUUGGUAUCACCGCCCUCGAAUUCGACCGCAGCGGCCUCACGCUUGCUUCUGGUACCUCCAACGGCCUGGUCCAUCUGUACGAUCUGCGUUCUCCCGUGCCUCUCUUGAAGAAAGACCAAGGUUUCGGUCUGCCCAUCCAGAACAUCAUCUUCCUGCAAUCGAAGACCCGGUCCGCACAACAAACAUCGGAGCCGAAGAUCCUCACGUCAGACAAGCGCAUCAUCAAGAUCUGGGAUCAAAGAGACGGCAAGCCCUGGACACACGUAGAGCCAGCUGUGGACAUGCAUCACGUCGAAUGGGUCAAGGACAGCGGCAUGCUCCUUACCGCCAACGAAGGCAAGCAGCAGCACUGCUUCUUCAUCCCCCAGCUUGGCCCGGCACCCAAGUGGUGCGCUUUCCUGGACAACGUCGUCGAAGAAAUGGCCGAGGAUCCCGACGACCCCAACGCGUUCGGCGGCCACAAGGCUGGCGAGGUCUACGACAACUACAAGUUCCUGACUCUGAAGGAGCUGGAGCAGCUCAACAUGGCGCACCUGGUCGGCACGACGAGCCUGCUGCGGCCGUACAUGCACGGUUACUUCGUCGCGCAGAAGCUGUACGAGGAAGCCCGCCUCAUCAGCCAACCGGAGCUGUGGCAAGAGCAGCGCACCAAGAGCAUCCAGGAGCGCAUCAACAAAGAGCGCGAGAGCCGCAUCCGCGGCAACAAGAAGGUUCAAGUCAAGGUCAACCGCCGGCUGGCAGAGAAGUUACAGGAGCGCGAGGAGAAGAACGAGCGCCGCAAGGCGCGCCGCGUGCUCGAGCGCGGCGGCGACGACGACGCCGACGACGCCAACGCCGUGCAAGCACCAUCGAAGCCGGUCGACGAAAACGUCGGGGGCUCGGACGACGACGAGGACGCUGCUGCCGCCGUCGCCAACAACAAGCCCGUCGGCGCCCGCCUGCUCAGCGACCCCCGUUUCGCCCAGCUCUUCCAGGACGAGGACUUCGAGGUCGACGAGGGCAGCCGCGAGUUCCAGUCCAUCAACCCCAGCACCAACCCCGCCGCGCGCAAGCCGCAGGGCCUCACCGCGGUCGAGGAAGAGGCGCUCGACGACCGCCGCCGUCACGGCGCGUCGUCGGACGAGGACGACAGCAGCGAAGACGACGAGGACGCUGCGGACCAGCGCCGCAGCCGCGAUGCGAAGAAGUGGAACGCCGCGCCUUCUCAGCAACAGGAGAAGGAAAAGGACACGGGCCGCAUCUCGUCGUCGACGUACAAGAAGUCGGGCCACCGCCCCAUGCCGCAGAUGGUCGUGUCGUCGUCCAAGAAGAAGCCGUCGCAGACCAACCGCGACAGGUCGUUCGGCGCCCGCGCCGCAAACCUGAAGGGCAAGCCCAGGACCGGCGGCGCCGCCGCUGCCGGGGGUGCCACCGUCGUCGGCGAGAGGGAGAUCACGUUCGCGCCUAAGGGAAGGGAGAAGCCGCAGCGCGGCCCUAGGGAGGGUGGUGAUGAGGGGGAGAGUGGCAGGAGUAGGAAGCGGAUGGAUCGGAGGAGCGCGAGUGGAAACACUUUUAGGAAGAUGUAG
This is a messenger RNA of Lasiodiplodia theobromae, 2328 nucleotides long. RefSeq names its product WD repeat containing protein. Gene Ontology annotation, cellular component: small-subunit processome; nucleolus; 90S preribosome. The transcript has a single exon. Gene Ontology annotation, biological process: maturation of SSU-rRNA from tricistronic rRNA transcript (SSU-rRNA, 5.8S rRNA, LSU-rRNA). The coding region runs from base 1 to 2328 and encodes 775 amino acids. Gene Ontology annotation, molecular function: protein binding. The record is from RefSeq and is a predicted model, not a curated record. Lineage: Eukaryota; Fungi; Ascomycota; Dothideomycetes; Botryosphaeriales; Botryosphaeriaceae.